Spirometra erinaceieuropaei is the source of this 4473-nucleotide messenger RNA. Lineage: Eukaryota; Metazoa; Platyhelminthes; Cestoda; Diphyllobothriidea; Diphyllobothriidae. The record is from the annotation of a GenBank genome assembly.
AUGGUCGUGAUGGUCGCUCACUUGCUUGCGAGUGAGACUGCGCCUAGCGUCCACUUGCUGGCAUUCAACUCUCACUUGUGGCGCUACGUAGCUGGACUCUGCUCAGCGGCCACACCCCGGGCAACCGUCUCGACCGGCGAGCUAAACCAGGUGAGGGGGCCCUGUGCGCUGUGCCGUGUGCACAGGGUUUGCGGAUUCCGUUGGAUGGAAGGUCGAAUGGAACAUUGCGUCGGCACCGCCGUGACGUGGUUCGUCUCUGCAGGCCGCUGGACAGCCGGUGACGGGAUGGAUCUCCACAUCGACAUCGCCUUGACGCGCCCACCUACGCCGUCGGAGACCGCGGCUUACGGCGAAUUCGAGUCGCUCUCCACUACAACCCGAAGUCGUGGUCCCAUAAUGGAGUUCAGCCGUGCCAUAACGGCACAUGGCAGCCCUAUAAAGGGAUGGCACUGCCAGCCCCCACGAGGGAAGUGCCUAGAAAAGGUGGCCUAAACAUUGCUGGGUACCACGCCGUCUACAGGCUACCCAGGGCCGCGGACGUCUUAUCAUGGUCGAAACAAUCAAAAUCGAAACAACAACACCCAUCCAUCCAUUCGCCAACCAACCUCUCCUCCCAGUACCCUUCCCCAUCCUAUCCCCUCCCUACCCUCCUUAACCGAGGAACCACUCUUUUCGUCUACCAUAGUUAGGGCCGAGCUACUCCGGCUGAAACCUGCCAAAUCGCCUGGCCCAGAUAUAAUUCCGCCCUAGCACUUCGUGAACUUGCUAAUGAACUGUGCAAACCCUUAUCCGCAAUAUUUCAAAAGUCAUUUGAAGACGGCGAGCUCCCGGAAGAAUGGAAGUGCGCACUCAUUACUCCGAUCCAUAAAGGAGGCUCAAGACUUGACUGCGGAAAUUAUCGUCCUGUCAGUCUUACUUGCAUCGCGUGUAAAAUAAUGGAACGCAUUAUCAAACGACACUUGAUGAAAUACCUGGAACAGAACAAAAUAUUGUGCGAUGCCCAACACGGCUUUCGUCCAGGGCGCUCCUGCCUAACGAGUGUUCUUUACUCGCACGAGAAAUGGACACGAGCUACCGAUAAGGGUUUUCCAGUAGAUGUCAUAUUUUUGACUUCAAGACGGCCUUUGACAGUGUCCCACACAGGCUUCUUUUACAAAAUAUCUGGGAUGCAGGGAUUCAAGGGAGAAUGUUUAAGUGGAUCAGGAGUUUUCUGUCCUCCAGACUACAAAGAGUCGUCGUUAGUAAUUCUACCUCGGAAUGGGUAAAGGUGGAAAGUGGUGUCCCACAGGGUUCUGUCUUAGGCCCAGUACUCUUCCUGAUUUAUGUUAAUGACUGCAUCAGCGAAGUGAAUUGCGAGGCUCUCAUGUUCGCGGAUAACAUAAAAAUAUGGAGUGAAGUCGAAUGCGAUGAUGACGCAGAGAAGUUGCAGUCGAACAUCGACAAACUGUGUGCUUGGUCGAACAGAUGGCUUUUGAAGUUUAACGUGUCCAAAUGCGUGGUUUUGCACCUGAACACCGGCCGCAAUGCCUCUCCCAAACACCAGUACUAUAUUGACGGGACGAGGUUAGAAACUGUGGAAAGACACAGAGAUCUGGGUGUAUGGACGAGCACAAAUCUAUCGCCAUCAGAACACUGUAGAAAGAUGGUCCAGAAGGCAACUAGUACUCUACAUUGGAUCAGACGUGCAUUUAAAAUAUUUCCUCCCGAACUUUUCGAAAGACUCUUUGGUGUCUUUGUAAGACCUCAUCCAGAGUAUGGAAUGCCAGCAGCUGCACCAUGGAUGAGGAAGGGUAUCAACUUACUCGAACAGGUGCAACGCAGAGCGACAAAGAUGGUCGACGGUCUGAAGCAUUUGUCUUAUCAGGAGAGGCUGAAUUUCCUUGGCCUAUUCCCUCUCUCUUAUAGACAUAUAAACUGCAGUCUACUCUGGACGUUCCGGAUUGUUCGCGGCCAGGGUUGCUCAUUAAGAGCAGAGGACUUCUUUGAGUUCGCCCGUACAAACCAACUACGCGGCCAUGCAUAAAAAGUCGGGAAUGAGCGCACGCGUUUAGACCGACGAAAAUUUUCAUUCAGCCAGCGGGUUGUCAGACCGUGGAACUCGCUUCCAAGCGAGAUGGUGACGGCUGACACAGUUUGUGUGUUUAAAAGAAAACUUGCUCGUCUAGUUUUCGUCAGAAAUCGGCUUGUACAGCAUGACUAUGCACAGCCAGUUUUGUAAAAUCUGUCAUAUACAAUCUUCCGCACUAAUUUACAGAGACCCCAUGCACUACCUUAUGAUUACGAUUGAACUGUGACCCAAUCACAUUUUAAAUGCCUGCAAUUUAAUUUUAUUUUUGAGUAUGAAUCUGCGAAAGCACUGUACAUAAAUAGGGUCAUCAAGGGCUCUGCCUGUAACCCUUCAAUAUACAUAUACAUAUACAAUACCAAUAACAACAACAACAAUACUCAUUCUCCUCAUCAUACCUCUUCUUCCUCUUCCUCUGCCUAUUCUUCUCCUUCGUCAUCUUCUUCACCAUCUCCUUCCCGCCGCCCCACUCGUUGUCACCAGACUGGCAGUGUGAGCCCGCUCACUCUGGCAGCCUGGAAUGUUCGUACCCUUUUAGACAAUCCGAGGAGCAACCGACCGGAACGGAGUACGGCGCUAGUGGCACGGGAACUGGCGCGCUACAAGGUGGACAUCGCCGCACUCAGCGAGACCCGAUUCUCCGAAGAAGGCCAACUGGAGGAGGUGGGUGCCGGCUACACCUUCUUUUGGAGCGGUCGACCCAGGGCAGAGCGACGUGACGCGGGUGUCGCCUUCGCCAUUCGGAACGACAUCGUGGGACGACUGCCCUGUUUGCGGCAGGGCAUCAACGAUCGCCUGAUGAGCCUCCGCCUGCCUCUCCGGCGAGGAGGCAAAUUCGCCACCAUCAUCAGCGCCUACGCUCCGACGAUGACCAACCCCGACGCCGUCAGAGACAAAUUCUACGAGGACCUGCACGCCCUCUUGGCGACUGUGUCGAAGGCGGACAAGUUGAUUGUCCUUGGUGACUUCAACGCCCGCUUCGGCACAGACCAUACUGCCUGGAGAGGAGUGCUGGGUCCCCACGACAAUGGUCUGCUGCUGCUCCGCACCUGCGCAGAACACCGCCUCAUCCUGACGAACACCUUCUUCUGUCUGCCGGAGCGAGAGAUGUCAAUCUGGAGGCAUCCUCGGUCGCGCCAGUGGCACCUGCUGGACUAUGUCCACGUCCGGAGGGGAGAUCAGCGGGACGUGCUGGUGACGAAGGCGAUCGCGGGUGCUGACGGGUGGACCGACCAUCGCCUCGUCAUCUCGAAGAUGCGUAUUCGCCUACAGCCUCGCAGGAGACCACAAGGUAAGCGACCCCCAGGUAAGCUGAAUGUUGCCUUGUUGUCUUUGCCCGCUCACCAUCUUCAUUUCAGCAAUGAGCUAGCUCAAACGCUAGACAACUUUCCUAUCGCUGCCGACGCCGCCGCUGCCGAGAACGCCUCCGUGGAGAACCGCUGGUGUCAACUGCGAGACACGGUCCAGUCGACGGCGCUCGUCGUCCUCGGUCGCGCUCCCCGCCAACACCAGGACUGGUUCGACGACAACGACGCCGCCAUCAGAAAUCUGCUAGCUGAGAAGAACCGCCUUCACAAACCCUACGUAGAUCACCCCACUGAGGACAACAAAGCUGCUUUCUACCGCAGUCGCCGCCAACUUCAGCAACGACUGCGCGAGAUGCACGACGCCUGGACUGCUCGCAAAGCUGAGGAGAUCCAAGGGUACGCGACCGAAACGAAUGGAAGAACUUCUUCUCUGCGAUCAAAGCUGUCUACGGUCCGCCGACGAAGGGCACUGCUCCUCUCCUCAGCGCCGACGGCAACACUCUCCUGACUGAGAAGACGCAAAUCCUGCAGCGAUGGGUCGAGCAUUUCCGAGGCGUCCUCAACCGCCCCUCCGUCAUCUCCGACGCCGCCAUCGAGCGUUUGCCGCAAGUAGAGACCAACGCCGACCUCGACCUCCCGCCAUCUCUCCAGGAGACCAUCAGGGCCGUGCAGCAGCUCUCCAGCGGGAAAGCACCCGGAUCGGACGCAAUCCCUGCUGAGGUCUACAAGUACGGAGGUCCCCAACUGAUGGAUCACCUGACUGCGCUCUUCCAAGAGAUGUGGCGUCAUGGUGAAGUCCCGCAAGAUUUCAAAGACGCAAUCAUUGUGCAUCUCUACAAGUGCAAAGGCAAUCGCCAAGUCUGCGACAAUCACCGCGGCAUCUCCCUGCUGAACAUCGCCCGGAAGAUCUUCGCACGAAUCCUCCUCAACCGCCUCAAUAACCAUCUGGAACAGGGCCUUCUGCCGGAAAGCCAAUGCGGCUUCCGUCGUCAUCGUGGGACCACGGAUAUGUGUGUGUCAGGAGAAGUGUCAGGAUAUGCGGGCCCACCUGUACUCUACCUUCGUGGACCUGACGAAAGCCUUCGACACGGUAAAUCGUGA